AUGUUGGAACAGAUAAUGAUUUUCACCAGAGGGGGUUUGAUCCUCUGGACAUUUAAGGAGCUUGGAAUAGCUCUGAAAGGAUCACCUUUUGAUACCCUAAUCAAGUGUUGUCUGUUGGGGGACCAAUCAGGUGCUUCAUCGUACAAUUACGACGUACCAUCUGGGCCUUCCUACACUCUCAAAUGGACAUUCAACAACGAUCUAGGGCUCGUGUUUGCCGCGGUUUAUCCGCGGAUUCUCCGUCUCUUGUACGUGGAUGAUUUGCUGGAGAUGCUUAAGCAAGAGUUUUCCAAAGUGUAUGAACCGAAACGAAUGGUGUACAAUGAUUUUGAUGAUAUCUUUCAACAGCUUAAGAAAGAAUCCGAGGAUCGCGCCGAGAAAGCCAGGAAACCUAAGCAGCCUGCGCAGGUUGGGGCCGGCAUAGGUAAUGUGGGUAUUGGUAAGGGUGUUGGAGCUGCUACUGAUGAAGGUAAACAAAAAAAGAGUGAUGAAGAGGAUAAGGAUGGUAAGAAAUCUAAACUUAAUGCACUCGUAGACGGGCGUUCCAAUGGCGAUCUUGCCGCGAAAGUGGAAGUAGAUGCUAAUGGUGAUGGAAAUCGGAGUUCAAGUACUAUGGCUUUUGACAGAGAUAGGCUGAAGAAGCUGCGAGGAGGAGGAGGCAAAGCUGCGAAGAGAGUUCCAAAGUAUCCCAAGGAGGCCCUCAAGAAAGCGCCGAGAGUUUGGAAUGAUUCGCAGCCGCUUUCACAAAAAGAGUUGGAUUUUUCUACUGAUCAUGAUCCUGUGAGUGAAAAUGUUCCUGCUUUCCAUAUGGAUCAUGGCGGCGAGAGUAUGAUGGACAAGGAGGAAAUUGAAGCAGAGGAAACAGAGAAGGAUUCUAAGACUACUGAGACAAAGAAGAAUAGUGGGUGGUUCUCAACCAUGUUUAAUUUCGUCGUUGGAAAGGCGAGUCUAGAUAAGGCGGAUCUUGAACCUGCUUUGAAGGCUCUAAAAGAUAGGCUGAUUGCCAAGAAUGUGGCUCAAGAAAUAGCUGACAAAAUCUGCGACUCUGUCGCAGCAAGCCUCGAGGGUAAAACUCUGGCCUCGUUUAAUCGAAUCUCCUCCACUGUGGAGGCCGCGAUGGAAGAGGCGAUUGUUCGUGUUUUAACUCCAAGAAGGUCGAUUGACAUUUUGAGGGAUGUUUAUGCUGCAAAGGAUCAAGGGAAACCGUACGUGAUGGCUUUUGUUGGUGUCAAUGGAGUUGGAAAAUCUACUAACUUAGCUAAGGUCGCUUACUGGCUACAACAACACAAUGUGCGCGUAAUGAUCGCAGCUUGCGAUACUUUUCGCGCAGGAGCGGUCGAGCAGCUUCGCAUACACGCGUGCAAACUCCAGAUUCCGAUAUUUGAGAAGGGGUACGAGAAAGAUCCUGCGGUCGUGGCGAAGGAAGCGAUACGAGAGGCCACCCGAAAUGGUUCGGACGUGGUACUGGUUGACACUGCGGGACGGAUGCAGAAUAAUGAACCGCUGAUGCGCGCGCUCUCGAAGCUGGUUUACGUCAAUAACCCAGACUUGAUACUGUUUGUUGGUGAAGCCUUAGUUGGUAAUGAUGGUGUGGAUCAGUUGUCAAAGUUUAGUCAGAAACUCGGGGAGCUUUCGCCUUCGCGUGAUAAUCCCCGGUUGAUUGACGGAAUUCUGCUCACAAAGUUUGAUGCCAUUGAUGACAAGGUUGGAGCUGCACUUUCUAUGACAUACGUAUCUGGAGCACCCAUUAUGUUUAUUGGAUGUGGGCAAUCCUACGCAAAUUUGAAGAAGCUGAAUGCCAAGUCCAUAGUGAAGUCUUUACUCAAGUGA
Molecule: messenger RNA, 1830 nt
Organism: Oldenlandia corymbosa var. corymbosa
Lineage: Eukaryota; Viridiplantae; Streptophyta; Magnoliopsida; Gentianales; Rubiaceae
Source: the annotation of a GenBank genome assembly